AUGGCAACAAGCAGAGCUGGGCGUGGCUACGAGCGCGAGGCCGUGCAGAAGAAAACUUUCACCAAGUGGGUGAAUUCUCACCUGGCGCGGGGGUCGCACCUGGGGGACCUUUACAGCGACCUGAGGGACGGGCGGCUCCUGCUGAGGCUGCUCGAGGGGCUCUCGGGGGAGACCCUGCCUCGCCCCACGCGGGGUCGGAUGCGGAUCCACUGCCUGGAGAACGUGGAGAAGGCGCUGCGCUUCCUGCGGGAGCAGCGCGUGCACCUGGAGAACGUGGGCUCGCACGACAUCGUGGAUGGCAACCCCCGCCUCACGCUCGGGCUGGUCUGGACCAUCAUCCUGCGCUUCCAGAUCCAGGACAUCAGCGUGGAGACCGGGGACACGCGGGAGAGGAAAUCGGCCAAGGACGCGCUGCUGGCCUGGUGCCAGAUGAAAACCGCGGGGUACCCCAAUGUGAACGUGCAGAACUUCACCACGAGCUGGCGGGACGGGCUGGCCUUCUGUGCCCUGAUCCACCGGCACCGGCCGGAGCUGCUGGACGUGGGGUCCCUGCGCGGAGCCAACGCCCUGCACAACCUGCAAAGCGCCUUCGCCGUGGCCGAGCGGGAGCUGGGGGUCACUCGGCUGCUGGACCCCGAGGAUGUGGCCGUGGAGCAGCCGGACGAGCGCUCGGUGCUGACCUACGUGGCCGCGCUCUAUCAUCACUUCUCCAGGAUGAAAGCGCUGGCCGUGGAGGGAAAACGCGUCGGGAAGGUGCUGGAGGCGGCCCGCGAGGCCGAGGGCCUGGCCGGCCGUUACGAGGCGCAGGCGGCCGAGCUGCUGGGCUGGAUCCAGCGCUCGCUGCUGCUGCUCACGGACCGGCGCCUGCCCCGCGGCAUCCCCGGCCUGCAGGGGCAGCUCCAGGCCUUCAGCGCCUACCGCACGGCCGAGAAACCCCCCCGGUUUGAGGACAAGGGGUCCCUGGAGGUGCUGCUGUUCUCGCUCCGGAGCCGCCUCCGCGCCAACAACCAGCGACAGUUCGUGCCACGGGAGGGGACACACAGCACCGACAUCAACAGGGCGUGGGAGCGGCUGGAGAAGGCGGAGCACGGCCGGGAGCUGGCGCUGCGCUCGGAGCUGCUCCGGCAGCAGCACCUGGAGCAGCUGGCAGCGAGGUUCCACCGCAAGGCCGCCCUCAGGGAGACCUGGCUGGGGGACAACCAGCGCCUGGUGGCACAGGAUAAUUUUGGGGGGUCCCUGGCGGGGGUCGAGGCCGCGCUGCGCAAGCACGAGGCGAUCGAGAGCGACAUCGCCGCCUACGGGAGCCGCGUGCGCGCCGUCACCGCCGUGGCCGCCGAGCUGGAGGCCGAGCGCUAUCACGACAUGGGCGCUAUCGCGACACGGCGCGACCACGUGGUGUCGCUUUGGGAGGAGCUGCGCGCUCAGGUGGCGGCGCGGCGGGAGCGGCUCCGGGCGCACCUGGAGCUGCAGCGGCUCCUGCGCGACCUGGAGCACCUGAUGGGCUGGAUGGAGGAGAUGGAGGUGCGGCUGCAGUCGCGGGAUUUCGGGCAGCACCUGAGCCAGGUGGACGAUCUGCUGCAGAUCCACGCCCUGGUGGAGGGGGACGUGGCGGCCCAGGCCGAGAGGGUUCGGAGUGUGGGGGCGGCGGCCGAGCGCUUCCUCGGAGAGGGGGGCGGGUACCGCCCGUGCCCCCCGGAGCAGCUGCGGGCCCGCGUGGCCGCUCUGGAGCUGCGCUACCGGGGGCUCUCGGUGCUGUCGGAGCAGCGGCGGCUGCGGCUGGAGCGCUCCCGGCGCCUCUGGAAGUUCCUGUGGGACGCGGGCGAGGAGGAGGCCUGGAUGCGGGAGCAGGAGCGGCUCCUGCGCUGCCCGGAGCUGGGCCGGGACCUGCCGGGAGCCCUGAGGAUGCUGAGCCAGCUCGAAGCCAUCCGAGGGGCGCUGGGGGGACGCGCGGGGCCGCUGGAGCAGCUGCUGGAGCGGGGCCGGGAGCUGCUGGCGGAGGGAGCCCCGGCCGCGGCCGCCGUGUCCCGCCGGAUCCGGGAGCUGCGGUCGCUCUGGGCGGCGCUGCCGGCGCUGGCCGCGGACCGCGAGCGGCGGCUCCGCGCGGCCGCGGGGCGAUUCCAGCUGGACGCGGAGGCCACCGAGGCCGAGGCGUGGCUCGCGGCCGCCUCCCGGCGAGUGGCGGGGCCGGAGCUCGGCCACGACGAGAGAUCCGCGGGGAUCCUGGAGCGGCGGCUGCGGGAGCUGCAGGACGAGAUGCGGCGGCGCGGGCCGGCGCUGGCGGCGCUGCGGGAGCAGGCGCUGCCCGGCGGUGCCGCCGCUGUUCCCGACGUGGUGCCGGGGCUGGCGGAGCGGCUGGCGGAGCUGGAGCGGCGGCACCGGGAGCUGGAGGAGCGGGCGGAGCUGCGGCGCCUGGAGCUGCGGGACGCGCUGGGAUUGUUCGCGGCGCGCAGCGAGGCCGAUGCCUGCGCGCUCUGGGUGGGCGAGAGGGAGCAGUGGCUGCUGGCCAUGGAGAUUCCCGAGCGCAUCGAGGACCUGGAGGUGAUGCAGCAGCGGUUCGAGACGCUGGAGCCGGAGCUGGCGGCGCUGGCGGCACGCGUGGCCUCCGUGGGCCGCGUCACGCAGGAGCUCCAGGGAUCCGGGGACAGGAACCGGGAGAGCGCCCGGGAAACCUGGGAGCAGCUCCGGGACAGGUGGGAGCGGUUCCGGGCGCUGGCCGAGCGCAAGAAGGCGGCGCUGACCGCGGCUCUGAACAUCCACAAUUUCCGCCUGGAAUGCCACGAGACGCGGGGCUGGAUGCGGGAGAAGACGGCGGCGAUCGAGGCCACGCGGGGGCUGGGCCGGGACCUGGCCGGGAUCACGGCGCUGCAGGCGAAGCUGGCGGGGAUGGGGCGCGACCUGGACGCCAUCCAGGGAAAGCUGCGGGAGCUGCGGGCCGAGGGCGAGAAGCUGCAGGGGGAGCAGCCGGAGCGAGCGGCCGAGAUCCGCGAGGGGCUGGCGGGGCUGGAGGCCGAGUGGGACGCGCUGCGCCGGUGCCACCGGAGCCGCGAGGAGUCGCUGGGGCAGGCGCGGCGGCUCCAGGGCUUCCUGCGGGACCUGGCGGCUCUCCAGGCCUGGCUGUCCCGCACACGCGCGGCCGCGGGCUCCGAGGAUGUCCCCGCGUCCCUGGCCGAGGCCGAAGGCUCCCUGCGGCAGCACGAGAGCCUCCGCACCGAGAUCUCGCACUACGGCGCCGAUUACCGGAGCGCCCGCGCCGCCGGCCGCGAGGUGACGCGGGGACAGACGGACCCGCAGAGCCUGUCCCUGCUCCAGCGCCUGGAAGCGCUGGACGCCGACUGGGAAGAGCUGGGCCGGGUGUGGGAGCAGCGGCAGCGGCUCCUGGCCCAGGCUGUCGCUUUCCACGUGUUCCUGCGGGACGCCAAGCAGGUGGAGGGGGCGCUGGGGAAGCAGGAGCACACGCUGGCCCACACGGAGAUGCCGGGCACGGUGCCGGGCGCGGAGGCGGCCGUGCGGAGGCUGGAGGAGUUCCUGGCCGCGCUGGACACCGGAGCCGAGCGCGUCCGGGCGCUCACGGACACCGGCAGGAAACUGCUGGACGAGGGCGGCGUCCACGCCGAAAAGGUGCGGGAGACGGUGGAGUCGGUGGAGAGCAGGCACCAGAAAAUCCGGGAAUCGGCCCAGGAGCUUCUGGGGCGGCUGCGGGAUAACUGGGAGCUGCAGAAAUUCCUGCAGGAUGGGCAGGAGCUGACGCUGUGGCUGAACGAGAAGCUGCCGGUGGCUCGGGACGUGUCCUACGAGGGCACUCGGGACCUGCAGGGGAAGUGGCAGAAGCACCAGGCCUUCGCCGCCGAGCUGGCCGCCAACCGGGGCUGGCUGGAGGCGCUGGAGAAGGACGGGGAGCAGCUGGCCCGGGCGCGGCCGGCGCUGGCCGGACAAGUGACGGUGCCCCGGCAGGAGCUGCGGGCGCUGUGGGCGCAGGUGGAGGCGGCGGCGGCCGCCAAGGGCCGCGGUUUGGCCGAGGCCGCCCGCGCCGAGAGCUGCGCCCAGGCCUGCGCCGGACUCCGCUCGUGGCUGGCCGGGGUCCGAGCCCAGCUCCGCUCCGGCCACUGCGGCCAGGACCUGACCAGCGUCGGGGUCCUGCUCACCCGGCACCAGCUGCUGGAGACGCAGGCGGCGCUGCGGGAGCAGGAGGUCGGGGCGCUGCGGGCUCAGGCCGGGGGGCUCAGCCCGGGGCACCCCCGGAGCGCGGGGGUGCAGGAGCAGGUGCGGGAGCUGGAGCAGCAGUUCCGGGAGCUGCGGGAGCCGCUGCGGGAGCGCGGCCGGAGCCUGGCGGCCGCCAGGGAACUGCACCAGUUCCGCAGGGACCUGGAGGACGAGCUCCUGUGGGUGCAGGAGCGCCAGGCCCUGGCCACAUCCACGGACCACGGCAAGGACCUGCCCUCGGUGCAGCUGCUGCUCCAGAAGAACGAGACUCUGCAGAAGGAGCUGCAGGGCCGCGAGCGCCGCGUGACCGAGCUGCUGGAGCGGGGGGUGCCCGGCUCGGGGGUCCCCGGGGGGGUCCCCGGGGGGGUCCCCGCUCUCAGGGAGGCCUGGCAGGAGCUGCGGGCGCAGGCGGCGCGGAGGCAGCGGAGCCUCGAGGCCGCCUUGGCCUCCCAGCGCUUCCUGCGCGACGCCGCGGCCGCCGAAGCCUGGCUGGGCGAGCGGGAGCUGCACAUGCUGGCCCAGGACAAGGCCAAGGACGAGCCGGGAGCCCAGGCCAUGCUGAGCCGGCACCUGGGGCUGGAGCAGGAGCUGCGCGACUACGGCGGCACCGUGGAGCUGCUGGCAGAGCAGGGCCGGGCCAUGGCGGCCAGCGGCCACCCCGACGGCGAGCGGCUCCGUGCCCGCGCGGCGCAGCUGCAGCGUCUCUACGCGGGGCUGUGUCACCUGGCCGGGGAGCGCAGGGCCACCCUGCAGGGCCACCACCGCCUGUGCCAGCUGCGCCGGGACCUCGAUGACCUGGAGCAGUGGAUCUCGGAGCGAGAGGUGGUGGCGGCGUCCCGGGAGCUGGGGCAGGACUUCGAGCACGUCACGCUGCUCCGGGACAAGUUCCGCGAGUUCUCUCGGGACACGGGCGGGCUGGGCCAGGAGCGAGUGGACGCGGCCAACGCGGCGGCGGCGGCGCUGAUCGCCGGGGGCCACCCCGAGCGCGCGGCAGUGGCCCAGUGGCAAGCGGGGCUCAACGAGGCCUGGGCGGAGCUGCUGGAGCUCGUGGCCACCCGGGCUCAGGAGUUGGCGGCCGCGCACGACCUGCAGCGCUUCCGCCGCGACGCCCGGCAGGUGCUGGGGCAGCUCCGGGACAAGGCCCGGCAGGUGCCCGAGGAGCUGGGGAGGGACCUGCGGGCGGCCGAGGGGCUGGAGAGGCAGCACCGCGCCUUCGAGCACGACGUGCAGGCCCUGAGCGCGCAGGUGACAGCUGUCCAGGAGGCCGCAGGUCGCCUGGCCGCGGCGUACGCGGGCCCGCGGGCCGAGGAGCUGCGGGCUCAGGAGGGCGCGGUGGCCGCGGCCUGGGCCGAGCUCCGCGGGCGCUGCCAGCGCCGCCGCCGCCUGCUCGGGGACACCGUGGAGCAGUUCCGGUUCCUCCGCGCCGCCCGCGACCUCCGGCUCUGGAUGGACGGGAUGCACCUGCAGCUGCAGGCCCGGGAGAGGCCCAGGGAUGUCACCGCGGCCGAGCUGCUGAUCCAGCAGCACCAGGGGCUGCGGGCGGAGCUGGAGGCUCGCGAGGGCUCCUUCGGGGCCUGCGUGGCCGCGGCCACUGCGCUGCUGCAGCGCGGCCACCACGACGCCGACAAGCUGUCCCAGGAGCUGGCCGAGCUCCAGGAGCGCCGCAGGGACAUCGGGGAGCGCUGGCAGGACAAGCUGGAGUGGCUGCAGACUGUGCUGGAGGUGCUGGUGUUUGGGCGCGAUGCAGCCACGGCCGAGGCCUGGCUGGCCAGCAGGGAGCCCCUGGCCCGCGCCCCCGAGCUGGGCUCCAGCCUGGCCGAGGCCGAGACCCUCCUCAAACGCCACCAGAGCUUCCAAAAAGCCGCGGCCGCCUGGGACGAGAGAUUCGCUGCCCUGAGCCGCCUCACCACGGUCCCCAAAGGGGCGCAGGAGGGGGGGCCCGGCCCGGGGGGGGUGGCGGCCACACUGCCCCCCCGUGCCCCUCCCCCACCCGAGACCCUCGAGGGGGGGCUGUGCCGGAAACAGGAACUGGAGGCGCCCGGCAAGAGAGCGACCAACAGGUCCUGGCAGAGCCUGUACUGCGUGCUGCGGGGGGGGGUCCUGAGCGUGUUCAAGGACGCGCGGGGGGCGGGGGCGGGGGUCCCGUACCACGGCGAGCCCCCCACCCCCCUGCGCGGCGCCCGCUGCCACCCGGCCACCGCCUACCGCAAACGGAAACACGCCGACAUGGCUCUGUGGCUCCGGGGGAUCGAAGCCGCCGCCGGGGCCGCGCUGGGUCCGGGGGGGCCCUGGGAGGGCUCGGGGGUCCCCGGGGGUCCCCCCAAGGGGAUGUCGCGGGCCCUGAGCCUCCCCCCGGUGCCCCCCCCGGCCGAGGGAGCCCCCCGGCCCCGCGAGCCCAAGGAGAGGGAGAAACGCUUCAGCUUCUUCAAGAAGAACAACGACCCCAAUAUUCCCAGUGCUCCCAAUAUCCCCAGCGCCCCCAAUAUUCCCAGUGCUCCCAAUAUCCCCAGUGACCCCAGUACGGGGCCCAGCGCUCCCAGUACAGCUCCCAGUACAGCCUCCAGUGUUCGACGCCCCCCCACCAUCAAUGGACCGUCCCCACCCCCCCACGGCCUCAUGGACUGCUCCACCCUCGCCCCGCCCCUUCCUCCUCUGAUUGGCUGCGGCCGCUCUGUGGGCGGGCUCACUUGGCGAAGCGAUGACCUCACGCUGCGGUAUUUGAUGGACAGCUCCGGCAGCCAAUGA
Sturnus vulgaris (Common starling) is the source of this 6945-nucleotide messenger RNA. Lineage: Eukaryota; Metazoa; Chordata; Aves; Passeriformes; Sturnidae. The record is from RefSeq and is a predicted model, not a curated record.